This is a messenger RNA of Aspergillus melleus, 303 nucleotides long. RefSeq lists its product as uncharacterized. NCBI's taxonomy places the organism in Eukaryota, Fungi, Ascomycota, Eurotiomycetes, Eurotiales, Aspergillaceae. The record is from RefSeq and is a predicted model, not a curated record. The transcript has a single exon. Bases 1 to 303 code for a protein of 100 amino acids.
AUGAAGAAGCGGCGGGUCGGCUAUUUGUUUGCUUUUUAUUACAUGGGGAUAGAGUCCCGCAUAUAUGUCAUGAAAGACCUGGUCAGCCUCGCGGCUUGGGAUAUGAUUUGGAUGAGGAACGUGCAUCUUUCUUUCGGUGUCGCUUACCGUCCUACAGAGACGAUAGGGGAUAGUGUUGCGUCAGGAACCAGCAUCCCCUCCCCUGCCUUCUCUGGAGGCAAUGCUUUCUUUCUGAUACUGGAUAUCAGACGGGUGAUUCGAUUCGUCGGAUCUGAAAGGAGGGUAGGUAUUGCGACGGGGUGA